AAAUUCUAUAAAUACCCUAACUCCAUCUCGUAAUCUCAUCGAUCAAAAACGGUUACGAAGGAGAAAAAUGGGAGCUCUGGAUUACGUUUCCGAUCUAUUCUCAUUCCCACGCAGCAACAGCAGCAUCAAGAAGCUCAAGAAGCGCAAGCAGUUGCAGACGGUGGAGAUUAAAGUGAGGAUGGACUGUGAAGGCUGCGAGAGGAAGGUGAAGAAAGCCGUGGAAGGCAUGAAAGGUCUGACCCACGUGGACGUAGACAGGAAGCAGCAAAAGCUGACGGUGGUGGGAUACGUGGACGCCAAUAAGGUGUUGAGGAGGGUGAGGUGGCGGACUGGGAAGAUGGCUGAGAUCUGGCCGUACGUACCAUACAGCGUCGUGUACCAUCCGUACGCACCCGGCGCGUACGAUAAGAAGGCCCCGCCGGGCUACGUGCGGAAUGUGGUGGACCCCUGGUCCUCUCUGGCACGAGCCAGCUCGACCGAGGAGAGGUUCUCCACUGCUUUCAGCGACGACAACCCCAAUGCUUGCGCCAUCAUAUAACAAGGCCCUUGUAUAUGCAUUUUAUGACCAUAUAUGCUUUUUUAUUUAUUUGAUUAUUUUUUGUGUAUCUGAAAAACAAGUAUGAAACGCACCUACACGAUUUUUGUGUGUAUGCGUUAGCUCGUGUGUACUUGUAUAUAUAUCGAAUAUGUGGAAUGUUUUGUUCCCGGAAA
Magnolia sinica is the source of this 711-nucleotide messenger RNA. RefSeq names its product heavy metal-associated isoprenylated plant protein 26-like. Bases 68 to 538 code for a protein of 156 amino acids. NCBI's taxonomy places the organism in Eukaryota, Viridiplantae, Streptophyta, Magnoliopsida, Magnoliales, Magnoliaceae. The record is from RefSeq and is a predicted model, not a curated record. Gene Ontology annotation, molecular function: metal ion binding. The transcript is spliced from 3 exons.